AUGAUAUUUUCAUUGAGUGAACUUGUUCAUUGGCUUGGCCUAACAAUAUUCGAAAUUUGGAUAAAUCUUGUAUCAUUGACAAUAUUUACAGUGCUUCUUGCAUUAAAACUUGAUGAUAAUUAUUUUGAUGAUCAAUCAGAUUGGUGGAUUGUAUUUUCACCAUUAUUUAUUGCUGAUGCUUUAAAUACAUAUUUUUGUUCAAUAAUAUUUAUAAGAAUGCAUAUGGAAGGAAUGAUCAAAGUUGGUAUUGCACGUGGUAUAUGGAGUUUUGUAUCAUUAAUAUUGAUAUUUGUAUUUAAAUAUUUAUUAUGUAAAAAAUUAUCUGGACAAAGUAAUCUUGAAUACUCGGAAGUAUUGAGUCCAAUAUUUAUUUUAUUACAACUAAUUGCUGUUAGAGCUUGUCAAUUACACUGACCAAGGAAUCAUGAGUUGAUACAAUUACAAAAUACAUCAAUGUUUAUCAACUCAAAUGAGAUAUCAACUUUUUACAUGGACAUUGAAUUUAGAUGAAAUUAAUUAUAAUUAAAUUUCAUUAUUGUAAAUAAAUUAAAACUCAAUGUAAAUAUUAU
Aphidius gifuensis is the source of this 569-nucleotide messenger RNA. Its product is annotated as transmembrane protein 203. The record is from RefSeq and is a predicted model, not a curated record. NCBI's taxonomy places the organism in Eukaryota, Metazoa, Arthropoda, Insecta, Hymenoptera, Braconidae. Bases 1 to 414 code for a protein of 137 amino acids. Gene Ontology annotation, biological process: intracellular calcium ion homeostasis. The transcript has a single exon. Gene Ontology annotation, cellular component: endoplasmic reticulum.